Messenger RNA from Pantherophis guttatus, 5526 nucleotides. RefSeq names its product synaptonemal complex protein 2 (gene SYCP2). Gene Ontology annotation, cellular component: condensed chromosome, centromeric region; lateral element. The record is from RefSeq and is a predicted model, not a curated record. Lineage: Eukaryota; Metazoa; Chordata; Lepidosauria; Squamata; Colubridae. Gene Ontology annotation, biological process: female meiotic nuclear division; male meiotic nuclear division; mitotic G1 phase.
UCGACGUUCUUGCUGGGCUCCCCGCGGAUGGCGGCGGAGCUCGUGAGGGAAUCUGAGUGAGGGUUCCAUACUUUUCACGCGCUGCCUCGCAUGCCCUUCCGCGGUGGAUUUAUAGGGUUUGACCAUCAACAGCAGAUGAUCUGAAAAAGCUAAGCACGGUCAAUGGGACCUGGGAUUUGGAAUCACAUUGCUGGAGGCUGACUGGGAAUAGAGUAUCCUUGGAAGAAGCGGUGGGGUUGACUUUUGCACUGUUGUGCAAAACAGUGCUUAUGGCCCCGGGAUUGCAGCUCAAUUAUAUUGCUUAAGUAUAUGAAAAGCCAACAUGCCUGUUAGGCGUGAAGGACAGCUUGAAAAAUGUGUAGAUGAAGCUAUAAGAAAACAUGAUUUUCACGCACUGCAACAGUUUCAACAAACAGAUUUUUCUGAUGAUAUGUCCCAUAAAUGCAGCAAGCAGUUUCUCAACAAAUUAGACAAGCUUAUAUGCCAGCAACUUGACAGUGAAGACGUUAACAAUGUUUCGACUUUGUUGAAUACUCUUCAGAACCAUGGCAGAAAUAUUAACAUAUUAGGUGAAGUUGGGUUUCCAGCCAUGAUUGAAUAUGGUCUUAUUCAAAAGAUGGUAAAUUGGUUUGAAAAAGCCAAAGAGAUUUUGGGAAAAAAAGACCGUGAAUGUAAUGAGGCAUUUACUACUCUCUUUGAAGAUUUCUUUGAUGUCCUAAUGAUAGUACAUGAUACCAGCAGUGAAGGUAAAAUUCAAACACUUGAAAAUUUCAUAUUGCGAAUAAGUGCUCUUGUUGCUGAUAAGAGAAUUAGUAUUUAUAUUCAGCAGGAGGCAGUAAGAAAACUGAACACCAUGCUUAUUGCUAUGCCUCGAGAUAUUAGAAAGAAAACAAUUUCUACAAAGGAAAUGCUACAAGUCAUGAAUGAUAUGGGGAAAAGAAUUUUGGAUGCUGGGGACUAUGAUCUUCAAGUUGCCAUUACUGAAGCAUUAUGCAGAAUGACAUCAGAAAAACAAAGAAGAGAGCUGGCAAUCCAGUGGUUUCCAAUGGAUUUUGUCAGCAGUGCAUUUAAACAAAUUAAAGAUUCUGAGUUUGAAACAGACUGCAGGAAGUUCCUUAACCAAGUUAAUGGCAUGCUUGGAGACAAAAGAAGGGUAUUUACCUAUCCUUGUUUAUCAGCUGCCCUUGGUAAACAUGAGCUACAGAUGCCAGCAGAUGAAAACCUUGAAGAAUGUUGGAUUGACUUUAACGUUGGUAGUAAAAGUAUAUCCUUCUAUGUUGCUGCAGAUGAUGAAGGUCAACAGUGGGAAACUGUGUGCAUACCAGAAGAAGAUGUUAAGACCUACAUAAUCGAAGAAAAAGAAAAAGAGAAAUUGUUAAUGGUACAUCUAAACAACCCAAUGUCUGUUGGUGCCCAGGAAGGUGGGAAAAUAAUCUUGCAUUUUGAUUCUGCAUUGGAAAUUACGGAUGCAGUAAGAAAAGUUUAUGAUGCAACAAAAUGUCAGAGUUUUCCAAGGAAAAAUACUGGGUCAGUUGCAAAAACAACGGUACAUGUAGUUUUUGAUGAAAGUGGAUCACAGGUUCUUAUACCGGAAAGUCAGAUAUCACCUUUGAAAGAAAAAGAAUGUAAAUUACAAGAAGAAGAAAAUAGUUUCUCCUUUCAACAUCAAUAUCCUCAGGCAGAGAUAAAUCUAAGUAAAAAAACAAUUGAGAUGGACUUCCAAACAGGUCAAUCCAAGGCCACCCCUGGUAAAAGGAAAAUGUCUGAGGCAUCAAUGAUUGUGUCAUCCACUUCCAGGUUUUCUGUGCAGAGUCCAUUUCCUUCAAUUAGUACUUCAACUCCACGAAAAGGGAAGAUUAGAACCCCUCUUCAGAUGAUGGGCUUAGUGGAAAGAAAUGAAGUUUUCUCAGUACCUGAGACAAGGGCUAUGAAGGCUGGCCGAGAAGAUAAUUGUGCACCUCUACUUUCUGCAACCAAGGCUCUUAAUAGGAAUAAUUCUGUUGAGAAGCAAAUUCCAGCUGAAAAAAGGAAAAAUAUGAUCCACAGUGAAGAAGAACUACAUAUUAAUGGAAAGCAAAAAUUAGAUGAGUUAAGUGAUAUUGUUCCUGACUCCCAGCCACCAAUAUUCAAAAGUGACAAAUCAUUAUUGCCUGGCCUUUCAAACAAUUUUGUUGCUGAAAUUAAAACUCAGAAAAAAACAAAGUGCUGGAUACCUGAAACAAUAAUAACUCAAUGUCAGAAGAUUACUGCAUCAGAAAGUAUAGUAUAUCAAGCUGCUAAUCUAAGUGACAGAGCUGCUAAGCAAAGAGCUUUUGCUUCAAUAUUUGAAAUGACUUCUUCCGAGAUAAGAAAAAAACAGCAUUGCAGUGGCAAACUCAUAGAGGAGCAACACAGCAAAACCAAUAAAAUACCAGAUUCACAAACCAAUUUUAAGCAUUUGGAUGAGAAAAUACCAAAAAGUAAAAGCAGAAAGAGUGUUUCCAAUGCAUCGGAAAUAUCACUUCCUGCUACUAAAAAGAAUAAUAGUUCUCUAAUAACUUCAAGGCACUCUAAAUCAACCUCUGAAAUGAAUGAUCAUGAUAUUAGAUUGAAUAUAUCACCUCCUGCAAAAGAGACUGCUAGUAAGAAAACUGAUCAAAUAAAUUAUGAGAAGAAAACAAAAUCAAAAGAUGUGAUUGAAGCAGCAGAAAUGUUAAUAAGUAAAAUCAGCAAAAGAUAUAAAGAAAAGGAUGGUAUAAAAAAUACAGCAAAAUUGUGCCAGUCGUUUUCUGAUAGGAGCACAUCAUUAAAUAAAACUGAUAGUGAUGAUAAGAAAAAAAGACAGAAUAGAAGGACUGGAAAUUUCAGAACUACACUACACAACAAUACUAAUGAACAAUCUGUGGAUGAUGUCUAUGACUUUAAUCAAAGUGGAUUUGAUGAACCUACAAUAAAGCUUGGAGUCCAGGAAUUACAUCUUAUUAAUUUGGAAACUACUGGUGUACUCCCAAAGAAAAUGACUCAGAAAAAUGAAACAACAAGUAUAACCCAAAAAAAGCAGGAAAAGAAGGGCAGGACAAAUAGAAACUACAAGCAUCUUUUUAGUGACACAGACACUGAAUAUAGAGGUGAUGAUACCAACACAGAUAUUAGCUGGUUAAGGGAAUCCAAUAGAAAGCCUAAACCUCAGCUCGUAAAUUACGGCAGAGCCAGAAUACCAAGGAAGUCCAAAACUCUGAAACCAGAUAAAUUCUCUAUAUCACCAGGGAUGAGGGAAAUAUCUCCACCCCCAAAAAGCAGAAGUAAUAAGAAUGAUAACGGUGAUGGGGAAAGAACACUACAGACUAGAUCAAAAAAACUCAGAAAAGCAGCACUAGCCAAAAAAUGUUACAAAGAACUCUCAAGUUCAGAGAUAGAGAGUGAAGAGGAAAUUUCUGAAUAUUUGAAUGAGAAGAACACCUCAAAUGAACAUCCAGAGCAUAAAAUCACAGCAAAAUCUAGAGCUGUUAAUCAAUCCAAGAUACAACAACAUACAAUUGCCAGUGAGACAGUCAGAGGAAAAUUGAUAAAUCAGUCCAAAAGAUCUACUAAAGCAAAAGAUGACAUGAUAAAAAAACAAAUGGAAUUACCAUCAUCUCCUUCAUCUGGGAGUCCACCUUUCUCUGAGAUAAUGAGAUGUUAUGAGAAACAUACAGAAGAAUCUGCUGAAGAGCACAUAUCAGUGAGAAGGUCGUCCUUAUCGUCCUAUCUUGAAGAAUUAACACCUGAAAAGGAGAAAUCCUUAGAGAAUAUUAAAGAAGAUUUUACAAUGGGAAAAAUUAAUUCAGAGAGUGAACUAUUGAAGGAUCUUCCUGAAAAGGGAAGAAAACUGGUAUUUGAAGCUGAAGAUCUCUCACCUGUGAUAAGUCCGCUUUCUUUGUCCAACAUUAGCCCCUUCAGUAGGAAAAAACCAUUUAUCAAUUAUAACAAUUCAGAAAUCGCUAAGGACAAAAUCUGUGACACUGAUGAAGCAGUGAGCAUUACAAGUGGCCUUUUAAAUAAAUCACUUCAUACAGAAAUAGAAGAUAUAUCUGAAAAUAUCAUGAACAGUAGAAGAAAGGCUUCUUUACCUCCAUCUCAAUUAACCACACCUUGCAGAAGCAGAGAAGAAUUAGAGCAUGAAGAAUGUCUUACCAAUGUGCAUGAAUCUGGACCUAUAAUACAUCCUAAUUUCAAACGACUCUAUCAGGAAGAUACAGAAAAUUAUUCAGAUGAAGAAGAAAUCAGGAGGGAGGAAAGGAAAAUAAAGCUUCUCCCUAGAAAGCUAUUCAAAGCAGAUGAUAGCACUUAUAGAGUAUCUGAAAGCUUAUCUACUUUUUCUAUCAAUGAGACAUCUGUUUUUGAUGGGGAAGGCUGGGAUGCAGACUGUUCAAAUGUAGAGAUGAUUUGUCAGACGCUUCAUAAGGAAUAUGCUAGGAAAAUACAGAGCCGAUCAAAGAAAAUUGACUGUUUUGCAAAACAGUCAAUGAAAACAACUCACCAGCAUAUAAAUACAAUGGGAAGAGAAUUACAUAAGCACAGAUCCAGACAGCUGGAAAAUCUUCAUUCCUGCCUCCUGAAAGAACUUGAAAGUUUUGAAAGAGAUUCACAAAUAUUGAGAAAUAUUGAGAAAGAUUUUUCAAAUUUUUCAAAGAAGCAUUUUGAAACAUUUAGCACUUACAACAAAAAUGAGCAGCAGAGACUUCAGAAUCUUAGAACUUCAUUUGAGAAGAACAUUUACCAUACUGCUGAUCAAGAGGAAAAUAUUUUUCUAUCUCAGGUACAUUUUUUGAAAGAAGAUAUUGAUGGGAUUCAAAAUAAAUUUCUUAAGGAAAUGCAUGAAGAAGAAUUGCUUAAUGUUCGCAAAGGAUUGCAAUCACUUUUUAUGGCAGAAGAUAGAAAGUUGUAACAUAAUGUAGAAUGUAAAUGUAAAAAAUGAAACUGUAUAUAUUUAUACUGCAUUUUAAUGUGACCAGUAAAUUUACCUCUGGGACAUUAUUGGUUAGACAUAAUUAUAAAGAGCAAACAAUUUUGAUGAAAAAAAUUCAGUUGUUAUUGUAACUCAUUCAGGAUAAGGAUUUUGUUAAUUUUUUUAAUGCCAUUAUAAAAGCAAUAUUGGAGAUAUUCCUAAUAUACAAUGGCCACCUAACUACAACUGAUAUUCAUAGAACGUAGUCAUAAAUAAUUUUAGAUGACUUGGAUCUAAUUUACAAAAGGCAAUCUAAAAUCCAAUUCUGUAUAUUCUGAGAAAUUCAGUUUCUUGACCAAUAAUUUAUAAAAUAAACUAUUUUUUUGCCAUUAUGUUUGGGACAUAAUGUGGGACCAAUGUGGAUUAAAUCCUUCAGAAGUUUUAAUGUUCCUCUUUAUCCUGCACAAUGUCCAGCCAUACCAUGUCUUCUUUGUAGUUUCUGAGGUUGUUCUUUUAAAAUCUCAGAAAUAACUAAUAGGAAAGAGAUAAUUGGAUCUGUUCUGUGUUCUCAGGACUAUUGUCCUUGAGGAAUAACUGGAUAAAAUUUAUCAUAUAAUGAA